AUGGGCUUCUUCUCCCGCAAUACGACCCCGGCGACGGGACACCACCACCACCACCACCAACACCAUGCCGCCGACGCCCCCGCAGACGGCGGUGUCACAAACGGCCACCAUGUCGCCGGCGGCAGCGGACGGCGCUGGAACCGCGGCGGCGGGCACCGUCGUGAGCGUCGCGUACACGAGCCCUACAGCAUGGCCCGGCGGCCUACGUUUGGGCAGUGGCUUAAACAUACGUGGCUGGACAUUCUCACCAUGGUCAUCAUGGGCGCCAUAGGCCUGGGCGUCUACAUGGCCAAGCCCGCGCCCUCGCGCUCCUUUGCCAUCACCUUCUCCGACGGCGAGGUCGUCUACCCGGAAUUCGCAUACCCGAUGCGCAAGGAAAUCGUGCCCAUCUGGGCCGCCGCGCUGCUCGCCGCGCUGGUGCCCAUCGCCGUCAUCCUGCUCAUGCAGGUCCGCGUGCGCUCCUUCUGGGACGUCAACAACGGCGUCGUCGGCCUGCUGUACGGGCUCAUCUGCGCCGCCGUCUUCCAGGUCUUUGUCAAGUGGCUGAUCGGGGGCCUGCGCCCGCACUUUCUCGACGUGUGCAAGCCCGACAUCAACAGGGUGCUCAACGACUCUUCUGGAGGAGGCACCAACGGCAACGGCAACGACGCCCUCAGCUUCAAGGGCUUCCGCCAGCUGUACUUUGACCGCGAGGUGUGCACGGGCGACGAAAAGGAAAUCAACGACAGCCUCGAGUCGAUGCCGAGCGGGCACACGACGGCCGCGUUUGCCGGCUUCGUCUUCCUGUACCUGUACCUCAACGCCAAGCUCAAGGUCUUCGCCGACUACCACCCGGCCAUGUGGAAGCUCGUGGCCGUGUACGCGCCGAUCCUGGGCGCGGUGCUCAUCGGCGGCGCCCUGACCAUCGACGAGUACCACAACUGGUACGACAUCCUGGCCGGCGCCGUCAUCGGCACCGUCUUUGCCUUUUCGGCCUACCGCAUGACGUAUGCCGCCGUGUGGGACUGGCGCUUCAACCACAUCCCCCUGAACCGCGGCGCGGGGUUCAGCUAUGGCGGUGGCGGCAUGGACGAUCUUGCGGAUGCCGUGUUUACGCGUCGCGCGGGAUGGGGGGCGAGGGGUGGUGGCUUCGGUGCGAUGGGCGCCGAGAAGGGAUUCGGUGGGCAUCAUCAUCAACAUCAUAGUGAUGCCGUGGGGGGCACCGUCGCGGACGGUCCUCUGCAUCACGACAGGCACAACCACCACGCCUCCCCUUCCAUUCCGAGAAGGGCCGUGGCAGGCGCACAGCACCACCCCGACGACAUGGUCUGA
Purpureocillium takamizusanense is the source of this 1311-nucleotide messenger RNA. RefSeq lists its product as uncharacterized. The record is from RefSeq and is a predicted model, not a curated record. NCBI's taxonomy places the organism in Eukaryota, Fungi, Ascomycota, Sordariomycetes, Hypocreales, Ophiocordycipitaceae. Gene Ontology annotation, biological process: phospholipid metabolic process. Gene Ontology annotation, molecular function: phosphatidate phosphatase activity. The transcript is spliced from 2 exons. Bases 1 to 1311 code for a protein of 436 amino acids.